Messenger RNA from Drosophila bipectinata, 357 nucleotides. RefSeq lists its product as uncharacterized. NCBI's taxonomy places the organism in Eukaryota, Metazoa, Arthropoda, Insecta, Diptera, Drosophilidae. The record is from RefSeq and is a predicted model, not a curated record.
AUGAAAAGUGCUCUAAGUUUGGCGACACUCCUGAUGAUCCUGGCCCUGGCCUGUGCCUAUUCUUCAUCAUCCUCGUCUUCCAGCAGCUCACCUAAGGUCUGUCUGCUCGAUAACUGCAACUGGAGCUCAACCACAAACAGCUGUGGCAAAUACGGAAAAUCGAACCUAUGCACCCGCUUUAAGAACAGCUGCAGGAUGCGUUACGAGUCCUGUGUGGGCUCUACCUCAUACACCGCGGUCAGCUUGUCCCAGUGCUCGGGAAUCAGUGUGGGAGCACGUGGAACCUGCGGUGGAUCCUCGUCGUCCUCGUCCUCAUCAUCGUCAAACGUGGUGCCAAUUAUUAUACGUCGCGGUUGA